UUCAUUCUUCUUCUCUCUCUCUCUCAUUCAUAUAUUGUAUAUUAAUAUUUUCAUGCAAAUGAAAUGUUCAUAUAUUUAGAUAUAUAGCAUUUGUUGUUAUACAAUACUACAUCAUUAUCAAUAUCAACAAAACAAAAACAUAUUUUGAGGUUUGCAAAAUUCUUGUUUGUUAAUUUUGUCUCUCAAAUGGCACAAUUACCUCCUAAGAUUCCAAAUAUGUCACCUAGUUGGCCAGAUUUUUCCAUUCACCAACAAAAUAUUAUGCCAAACAUGUCACAACCUAAUAACAUUGUCACAACCACAAACAAUAAUCAUCAUCAUAGUCAAAAUCCUUCAUGGGUGGAUGAAUUUCUCGACUUCUCGUCCGCAAGGCGAGGCGCUCACCGAAGGUCGGUGAGCGAUUCUGUUACCUUCUAUGAAACGCCAAUGCUCAAUGAUUGUCCUAGUAAACAACAUACCAACAAUGAUAAUGAGUUUGACAAGUUUGAUGAUGAACAAUUUUUGUCGAUGUUCAACGAUGAAAUAGCCGGUGUUCAUAAUAUGCCGCCGACAUUGUCCUCGUCGAAUCCUUCGAGUCCUUCGGAUCAGAAUUUUUUCAAUGAUGAGAAUGAGACAAAUAAACAAGAGAAGAAGGUGAUGAAGAAAGAGGAAGGUUAUGAGAAGCAAUUGAAAAAUGAACCGGAUGAGGUUGAAAGCCAAUGCAAUCAAGAAAAUUCACACCCUCAAAAUAACAACAAUUCUACUUCUUCUAAUGAUAGAAUUACUGAUCCAAAGAGAGUCAAAAGAAUCUUGGCAAAUAGGCAAUCAGCACAAAGGUCACGUGUGAGGAAGCUGCAAUACAUAUCAGAGCUUGAGAGAAGUGUAACUUCAUUGCAGGCUGAAGUUUCAGUGCUAUCUCCAAGAGUUGCAUUUUUGGAUCAUCAACGCUUGCUUCUUAAUGUUGAUAACAGUGCUCUCAAGCAAAGAAUUGCAGCUCUUGCUCAAGACAAAAUUUUCAAAGAUGCUCAUCAAGAGGCACUGAAGAGGGAAAUAGAGAGAUUAAGACAAGUAUAUCACAAUCAGAAUCUGAAGAAGAUUGAAAAUGUUAAUGGAUCACCCUUACCAUCUCCAUCACAAAAGCCAAUGUGUGAUGCUCAAACAGAAAAUGAACAACUUCUCAAUGGAAAUACAUGUGCUGCAGUGGCCUCAAAAGAUAGGGUGGAAGAACCAGUUGUGUCUGCUUUAAUUUAAUUUGAUUUAUAUAGAAAAAAUGGAAUGGAUGUAUAAUCAUAAUAAUAAUGUUUGUUGAUGAUUCUUUCACUUAUUUAUUUGGUGUCUUUGAUUAUUUUUUAUUACUUGUUUUGUGGUUUUUUUUCAAUCAUUCAUUGGAAAAACAAAGACUAGUGGGCUUGUGGAGUGAUGGAUUAUGGAUGAAAUGAAAGAAAGUGUGUUAGUCAUGAAGUCAUAUUGAAUUUAAUAGGUUGUUUGGUUGUAUUUUUAUGAUUAAUAUGUAAUCAUUUUAUUUGAUAUAUAAAUUAAAAAAUCCAAAUUGUAAA
This is a messenger RNA of Trifolium pratense (red clover), 1535 nucleotides long. RefSeq names its product basic leucine zipper 34-like. Gene Ontology annotation, molecular function: DNA binding; DNA-binding transcription factor activity. Gene Ontology annotation, cellular component: nucleus. The transcript is spliced from 5 exons. Gene Ontology annotation, biological process: positive regulation of DNA-templated transcription. Bases 187 to 1230 code for a protein of 347 amino acids. The record is from RefSeq and is a predicted model, not a curated record. Lineage: Eukaryota; Viridiplantae; Streptophyta; Magnoliopsida; Fabales; Fabaceae.